Paraphaeosphaeria sporulosa is the source of this 1790-nucleotide messenger RNA. Its product is annotated as MFS general substrate transporter. Gene Ontology annotation, cellular component: membrane. The record is from RefSeq and is a predicted model, not a curated record. Gene Ontology annotation, biological process: transmembrane transport. Lineage: Eukaryota; Fungi; Ascomycota; Dothideomycetes; Pleosporales; Didymosphaeriaceae. The transcript has 4 exons. The coding region runs from base 93 to 1625 and encodes 510 amino acids. Gene Ontology annotation, molecular function: transmembrane transporter activity.
GUUAUCCGUGGGCGUGGGUCAUAUAAAGGGAAGGGCGCUGCUGAUCGGUGCGAGGGCAGCGCGUUGCUUCUUCACGAAUCAACAAGCACAUCAUGACUUCUGCGGCUCUGGACGAGAAGACAGGUGCGAGCCAUCUCGAUGAUCUCAAGGGUGGAGAUGCGAAGCAGAUUGCGGAGCGGGGCCAGGUCGCGACUGACAUCUACGGCCACUCCCUCGUUCAGUUUGAUCCUAAGGCUGAGUCGCGUCUGAGAUGGAAGAUCGAUCUUUACAUCGUGCCUACCGUAGCUUUGUUGUACCUCUUCUGCUUCAUUGACAGGGCCAAUAUUGGAAAUGCCAAAAUUGCCGGCCUCGAGAAGGACCUCGGAAUGACUGGCUACGAUUACAACAUGGUGCUCUCUGUUUUCUACAUCAGCUACAUCAUCUUCGAAAUCCCGAGUAACAUGGCCUGCAAGUGGCUGGGCCCUGGAUGGUUCAUCCCGACCAUUUCCCUGGGCUUCGGCAUCUGCUCGCUCGGCACUGCGUUCGUGCACUCGAAGGCAGCGAUCUGCGGCGUGCGCUUCCUGCUCGGCGUGUUCGAAGCCGGCAUGUUGCCCGGCAUCGCAUACUACAUGUCGCGCUGGUAUCGCCGAAGUGAGCUCGCCUUCCGACUGAGUCUGUACAUCGUCAUGGCGCCUCUGGCCGGCGCUUUCGGAGGGCUGCUCGCGAGCGCCAUCUUGAAGCUCGACAGCUUCGGGAGUCUCCACAAGUGGCGCAUGAUCUUUGCGAUUGAGGGCAUCAUCACGUGCGGGCUUUCGCUGAUUGCGUUUUUCACGCUCACGGACCGCCCGGAGACGGCAAGGUGGUUGACGCAGGAGGAGAAGGAUCUUGCGCAUGCGCGGGUCAAGUCGGAGCGUGUGGGGACGACCGAGGUGCUGGAUCGCAUCGACAAGACGAAGACGCUGCGCGGCAUCUUGAGUCCCGUCACGCUGACCACAUCGUUCAUCUUCCUCCUCAACAACAUCACCGUCCAAGGUCUCGCCUUCUUCGCCCCCACUAUCGUCCAAACGAUUUAUCCAAAGGAUACCGUCAUCUCCCAGCAACUGCACACCGUCCCGCCCUACGUCGUUGGCGGCUUCUUCACCCUGCUCUUCCCCUUCCUCUCGUGGCGCUUCGACCGCCGCCUCGUCUUCUUCAUCUUCUCCGCGCCCCUCAUUAUGAUCGGCUACAUCAUGUUCCUAGCCUCAACCGACGCGCAGACGCGCUACGGCGCGACCUUCCUCAUCGCGAGCGGCGCCUUCGCCUUCGGAGCACUCUGCAACGCGCAGGUCUCCGCGAACGUCGUGUCCGAUACUGCGCGGGCUAGUGCUAUCGGCACGAACGUCAUGCUGGGCAACGUUGGGGGCCUGAUUAGCACGUGGAGCUUUUUGCCGUUCGACAAGCCGAACUAUCAUAUUGGGAAUGGGCUGAACCUCGCGACGAGUAGUUGUAUCUUGCUGCUGAGCAUCAGCUUGCUGUUCUGGAUGAAGUGGGAUAACAAGAAGAGGCAGGAGAAGAGUGUGGGUGUGGAUGAGGAAUUGGCUGGCUUGACGCAGCAGCAGCAGCAAGACCUUGACUGGAAGCAUCCCAGUUUCCGGUGGAGGCCGUGAGGGGAGCAUAUGCUUAUGCCGUGUGGAAGUGGUAAUCUUAGAAUGGGUGGGAGUUGUGGCUGGUUUUGUUCAUCCGGGUGUGCGUUUUGUAUACACAGAUGACAGCACGGGUGCAGCAUCAACGCUCUCCACUGAGAGGUCGUUGUACAUAUAUCAUCAAUGCCG